Laccaria bicolor S238N-H82 is the source of this 471-nucleotide messenger RNA. RefSeq lists its product as uncharacterized. The transcript has 2 exons. Gene Ontology annotation, cellular component: nuclear pore central transport channel. Bases 1 to 471 code for a protein of 156 amino acids. Lineage: Eukaryota; Fungi; Basidiomycota; Agaricomycetes; Agaricales; Hydnangiaceae. Gene Ontology annotation, biological process: protein import into nucleus. The record is from RefSeq and is a predicted model, not a curated record.
AUGUCUGCACCAACACCCAACGACAUCGAAAUUGCCACAAGGGCUGCAGAUAACUUCACGCGCAUAUACUAUGCAACCUACGACUCCGAUACACGUCUGGCAGAUCUUCCCCAGUUCUACCGCCCAUCAUCCUCCUUGACAUGGAACGGGAAGCCAUUCCAAGGCGCAGACGGCCUUCGACAGCUCAUAGAAACGAUGCCCAUGACAAAACAUGAGGUCCAGUCGUUCGAUUGUCAUCCCAUACCGGGUACACAACCGCCGUCGCUAUUAAUUACUGUCUCUGGAAAUGUCACCCAUGGCAGAGGACCAGCUGGAAAUCCUCCAAAUACACCCAACAGAGCGACUGAUGGUCAUCCCCGUGUCUUCUCUCAGACGUUCAUGCUCGUUCCAGAUUCCGCCGCGCCCCCAACGAAGCCAGGAGAGGUAGCAAAGUACUAUGUGAGCGCGGAUGCUGUACGAUUUGUUGGUUAG